UCGAGCCCGCGGUCUCGAGCCCAGUAUGUUGUGUAGAGCGAAAAUAUGAGGUGAACUCGCUCGCACAGUGUUAAAGUGUAAAAAAUCAGUGAAACAAAUGGAAGAAAUAAUAAAAUAGUGCAUUUUAAAAGCUAGUGCUUGUGUCGCAAUGAUGUGAAGUGGUGCAGUGUGAAGUUUCCUCCUACCGUUCCAGUGCGACAACAUGAAGUUGAAACGGCUGUGUUGUUUUUUUGUGAAAUAGUGUCUGUGCGCCAAAAAACAAAAAUUCCUCAAUGUGGUGUUUAGGGCAAAAUGGUCAGAGAGACUAGACAUUUGUGGGUAGGAAAUUUGCCCGAUAACAUACGAGAAGACCGCAUACGAGAACAUUUCAAACGGUAUGGCCGCGUGCAGAGUGUCAAAUUGUUGCCGAGGGGCGCCAAGGAGGAGGCGGGCGAGAGCGCGAUGGCGUGUACGGUGGCGUUCAUGGACAUCAAAAGUGCGUCCAAAGCCCACAACGCCGAACAUAAAAUUGACGAUAGGACUCUGACCACGGAGUACUACGAACCUGCUGCCAUUCCGUCCGCUGCUUCACCGCAGAACACGCCCUCCUCGUAUUCUACCUCUCCGGGUAGCACCAGAUUUCCCAACGGCCACGGGUCGACAGAAGAACAUGCGAAUUUCGGCGACCGCUUCUACGAAAGACCCAACAACAGGGUAACCGAAGGUGAAUUUAUCCGUCGAACGAACUACCAUGAUAAUUGUAGGGGACGUAAUAGGGAACGAAGUUACAGAAAUGGCCCCUACAAUGCGAUCAUGGAUCGAUCUCAUAGGACUCUCAAUAAUUCUUGGUCAUACGACUCUACAAGGUACAAUAGUCAAAACGAAACAGGGUAUGUAUCGACACCUUCGGAUAGCAACGAGAGGCGGUCGUCCGACCAAAGUACAAAGAAAAAAGCGAAAUCAAGAUCCGGAAGUAGGUCGCCUUCGCCAUCGGGCAGCACAUCCAGCAGGUCACCCUCCAGGUCGAGAUCCAGGAGCAGCAGCAGUUCGUCGAGUUCAUCAACGUCGCGGGACACGAGUUCGAGCAGCGAGAAGCGUCCUGUGGCCAUCCGCGUGAAAAACCUUCCCCCUCGGUCGUCCGACACGUCGUUGAAGGACGGCCUUUUCCACGAGUACAAAAAACACGGCAAGGUGACUUGGGUGAAGGUGGUAGGCCAGGGUUCGGAGCGCUAUGCCAUCGUCUGCUUCAAGAAGCCGGAGGACGUGGAGAAAGCCCUGGAGGUCAGCUACGACAAGCUGUUUUUCGGGUGCAAGAUCGAGGUGGAGCCCUACCAAGGCUACGACGUCGAAGACAACGACCUACGGCCGUACGAGGCCGAAAUCGACGAGUUCCACCCGAAGGCGACGCGGACUCUUUUCAUCGGUAACCUGGAGAAGGACGUUACCGCAUCUGAUCUCAGGAAACAUUUCGAUCUUUUCGGCGAAAUUAUUGAAAUUGACAUUAAGAAACAAGGGGCUGUGGGUUCAUACGCGUUUUGUCAGUACUCGGACAUAGUGAGUGUAGUGAAAGCGAUUCGUGCGAUGGACGGUGAACAUUUAGGUAAUAAUCGAAUUAAAUUAGGUUUCGGGAAGUCGAUGCCGACGAAUUGUGUGUGGGUCGACGGUGUAGUCGACGUCAAUGAAAAGUACCUGAGGAUACAUUUCGAGCCGUUCGGUUCGAUCAGCAAAGUGCAUGUCGAUAGGGAUAAGGGACAGGCGCUCAUUUUUUACGAGCAAGUGGUGGGGGCGCAAUUGGCAGUGAAUAAAAUGAGGGGGUUUAGUGUCAAGGGGAGCAAAAUUCAGGUUGAUUUUGCCAGCAGGGAGUGCCAGGAAUCGUUCUUCGAACAUUUAGAGAAACAAGGAACCGUACUCGAUAGAACAGGGUUUGAGGAGAGGAGGGAUUCAGUCUCUAGAACCUUCGAUGCUACCACCAACAGAUUUUCCAGAUAUGAUACCCCAACAAGACCUCGCACAUCCUCCUACAGCAGUAGGUCAAGCGCGACAGCAAGCCAAGUCACAUCUGCUAUACCAUCCCCCGGAACACCAGGUUCCGUAACACCUAGAGGAAGCGGCUCCCGUUCCCGGAUAGCCCGUUUUGCCGAAUACUACGAUCAAACGGGCGAAUAUGGACCGGAACGCCACUUUCGCAACUACGACGAAUACAGUCAAGGUUCCGCUGCUUCACACGAGGACGGAUACGAACACGAAUAUCCUUACAACAGCCCUACACAUACCGAACCUGUAGAAACUAGGACUGCACCGGCUGUGGUCGCCGAUCACACGAACACGUCGUUCGUUCAACCAGACAUCCGAAAUCUCCAGAAAGAACGCGUGCAUCUCUUGGAACAGCUGGAGGAGUGCCCCAGUUCAGGCGACGAACUGAUCAGCCCGAAGAAACGAUUAAAGCUAGACCUGCUGGAGAAUUCGACAACUAGUGAUGUGAUCAUAGAAGCAAAUAGGGAUCAUCGGAAAGUGAUGGAGGUGAGGCGGCUCUCUGAUCCCAACGUGAAGCAUCAUUCAAGGAGGCCGUCUGUCGACAACAAGCACACACGAGAUGUGACGCACGACCGAGGUAAUACCUACCUACCACACCCUAUCUGCAAAAGACGCAAGACCGCCGGCAGCGACAGCGGCUCGAGGACCCACCACUACGACCAUUCCGGAUCGGAGAGCGUAGGCGGUUCCAGGCCGGGCACGCCACUGGUGGACGAGCGUCCUGAGCAUUUCACCCCCAGCGAGCCUCGCAGAAUCCCGCGGGAGCGGGAGGGCCCCCUGACUCUGCCGCUUCCGCGGUUCGCGGCGCAGGUCCUGAACCGCGGCAGCGUCUCGGUGGCAGGAAUCAAAGGCCAGAAAGACAACGUCCUAUCUAGUCCCCCGCCGGCGGUUACGAGCCCCCGCAUUUCGAAUCCUAAGCCGCCUAGUCCAGUGCACGUCCCACCGCCGGCAUCGCCGCCUCCGCGCCCACCCAGUCUCAGCUCGAACUCGAGUGAUAGCGACAUCACACCGCCCAGUCCGUCUCUGGACGAGCGAAUACGGUCGCUAGUCGAAAAGUACGAGAAAUGGUCCGGCUCCAGGGCGCUAAGUGCCGCCGGAGGCGAUGCCCUCGCCAAGUCGGAUGCAACGAGGGAGAAGUUCAGGUUGAGGCAUAAAUUGCUGGAUUUAGAUCUAAAGGAGGUGCAGCCUUCGGAAAUUGUCAAGUCUGUGAUGGCCAAGAGGUCGGUUUUCGACGAGGAUUUGAAGAGGUUGGAAAACGUUGGGGAAAAAUACGAACCGAAGGAAUUCAGUUCGUUUCAAAGGGUCGUGAGCAAUGUCCAGAUUUCUAUACCACCACUACCUUCAUCGGCACCGCCAAUUCCAACCGCUACUCAGCUACCCAAAACUCCUACGAUGCUUUCCCCAAGAUCUGCUGGUGCUAACGUGACAGCAGCCAAAGGUCUCCAGUACCCUUUUCCGAGUCACCCGCCAAUCCAACUGACGCCCCCAGUACUCCACCCGCAAGCACCACCCGGCACGCCCACCACGCCGACGCCAACGACGUCAGCGACGCUCCCAACGCUCCCACCAGCGUCGACCACAAGUACAAUAACCAGGGGCGCCAACCACGGUGACAACAGACUCAAACCGUGCACGAGUGUCUCUAGUGAUAAUCGAACAUCUAGCAAAGUGAAUGUAAAUAGAAGUGGUGUAGUGUCAAAUCUAGCACCGGUAAAAACUAGUGACAAAAACAGUGUCAACAUUCCUAACGCAAGUGACACUAAUGCGACGCAGUCUGCGCUCGGCAAUGCUUGCGUGCCGACGACGGACAAACUCACCGGGAAAACAGUGAAAACCAGCGACAAAACUAGUGACAAGGUGACGUGUCGGAGGGACUCCAACAGCGGCUCGCCGCGCGGUGACGUCAAAAGUAGAAGAAAUAGUGAUGCGGGCGUACGGAGAGUAGAAGAUAACGAUAAAUAUAGUGAUUCUAGUGGUGAUAAACAAGAAGAACGAGUCAAAGCCGACGAAAAGAAAGAACAUCAGAGGCUAGAGAAAGCCCGUCUGGAAAACGAGAGGUUGGAGAGAGAGAGGUUAGAGAAAGAACGUCUCGAGAAAGAAAAGCAAGAGAAAGAGAGGCUAGAAAAAGAGAAACUAGAAAGGGAAAGGUUAGAGAGGGAGAGUGAACUCGAGAAAGAAAGGUUAGAAAAGGAAAGACUCGAAAGAGAAAGGCUAGAACGGGAGAGGCGGAGGGAGCGCGAGGAACGAGAACGACGAGAAAGAGAAGAAAAAGAACGAAGAGAACGAGAAGAGCAAGAGCGUCAAGAGCGCGAACGGCGGGAGUUGGAAGAGAAACUAAAGCGCGAAGAAGAAGAACGUACCGAAAGGGAACGUCUAGAAAAAGAAAAAAUCGAGAAAGAGCGAUUAGAAAGAGAAAGAAAGAGAGAUGAGGAGAAGAAACACAAGGAGGACAAUCACGAUAAGAGGAAAGAAGAACACAGGCACCGAGAGAAUCACAGUGACAGUAAACAUAGAGAUAAUAAUCACUUACACGACAACAAAAACACCAAAGAACACGAUAGUUUCAAAAAAGAUUCUCACGAGUCUCGGAGUAGUCAUGAAAAAAGUCGACAUCACAUAGAACGAGAUGCCGAGAGGAGAAAAGAAAGCGUCAAAGAAAACAGAGAUAACAACGUUCACGAGAAGCAGAAGAAUUUUACGAAUGACAUGCGCGAAAAUAAGAUUGAAAGUAGGCACAUGAGCAUCGAUUUCGACAGAACUAAAUCGUACGAUAGUCUAAAUAAAAGCGAAGCCAACAAACGAAAAGAAAGAAACAACAGUUUACCUGCGAAUGUAGGGGUCAAAAGGAGAUUGAGUUCUCAUGAUUCCGUUGAGAAUAUUGAUGAAAUUAAGAAAAUUAAGCUCAGUCAAGAUCACAAAAAAUUGAGCGAACGCAGAGACUCGAAAGAUAGUAACAGAUCCGACGAAAAAACAAAAAGCAAGCACAAAAAUAACAGUAAAGUCUAUGAGGACAAAAUUAAACACAACAACACGAAAGAGAGUGAAGAGAAGCGUAAAGAUCGUGACGAUAAACAUAAAAGCAAACAACAGAAAACUGAGAAACACAAAAUCAAGAGUAAAAGUCGAGAGAAGGAAUGUCGAGAGUCUCCUAGUACUCCAAAGAGUCCCAUUAAAGAAUUGACUGAUAAAGAUUUUUUGGCCAGAUUGGAUCUCCGAUCUAACGAAGAAAUGGAAAAACAAAAACAACGGAAAGAAAACAAGGAAAAGAAAAAACUCGACGAAGAAGACAAGAAAGAAAAAGAAGAAACCAAGAAAUCUGAAAAUCGAAGGGACAAACAUUCGAUAGAUAAAUGUAAAUCCCGCGAAGAAAAUACAACACCCAAAAGCGAUGACAAAAAGUGUCAGAGAAAAGAUAGAUCAAGAAAACUUACUCAGAACAGUUCCGAUAAUUCUGAUUCCGACGAACCAAAGAAACAUUCGAUAUUUGAUAUCGUCGACGAUGAACCUGCAUAUAUUUCCAUGUACGAUAAAGUGAAGGCAAGAAGUUGCAAAAAUAUGCAGAAACAAGAAGAGGAAAAACGGCAAGAGAAAAUUAAGGCAAAGUUCAGUCAGUUAAAGCAGAGUCGUGCUAAACGUGAAGAAAAGAAACGUUCUACUUCGUGGGACGAGGAUUCAGAUUCUGAUCGAGAGCGGUCAGAAAAUAGACUAGACCAUAAAACGAAACGACCUAACAAAAUGUUGAUCAUGAGUUCUGACGAAGAAGAACCUACUCGCAAAAGUCACAAGAAACGUGAAAUCUAUUCAGAUUCCGAUUCAGAACGACCGCGACAAAUUAAGUCCGAACAUAACGAAACCAGUGAAGACGACCGUUUCAGAAGCAAACUACAGAGGAAAGGUUCUAAAUCUCGAAUUACGAGUGACACAUCCGAUGAUGAGAUAAAAAAAAUUCAGAACCCAGUUAAAUUGGAAAUUUUCUCAGAUAAUGAGGUCGAUCAAGGUUUUGCAGACUCUGAAGAGAAGCCGUUUAAAGUUAAAGACGAAUAUAAUAGAAUCAUUAAAAAAUCGCGAGACAAACAUCAAGAUUCCAUCGUAGAUCAGAUGAAUGCUCAGAUAUUCGGUGAUUCCAACUCACCUGUUCUAGAUAUUAAAACGGAACGAUUCAAUAAUAGACAUUCGUUUGGCGAAAAUUCUUCCGGCGAAGAAAACAUCGAAAAGAAGGAAAGGACAGAAAUCAGAAAAAAGCACAAAAAGAAACAGAAACGCCAGAAACAUUCGCUUAGUAGCGAGGAAUGCAACAAACUCGAAACAGUCGUUGACAGCAUUCUCACAGAAUGUACGGAAAAAUCUAAACAUCAUGAUAAGAAAAAGCAACACAGUAAGAAAGACAAGAAACGAGAUAAGUCAAAAGACGAAAGAGAUAAAUCCAAAAAAUCUAAGAAAAACAAAUCAGACAUUAAAUCAGAUUUAAAACGUGAUGGAAAAAUGGAAAAUAUAUUUGGUUCAUUGUCCGAAGACUCCGAAAGCGGAAUCAAAGAAUCAGAACAGAGUGAUCACAAAUCUAGCUUGUUUCACGAACGAUUUAACGAAUCAAACGUCCAAAGUUCCAUUUAUGCAAGCGAUUCGGAUCGCGAACCAGAAAAAAUAUUUAAGUGUGAGGAGAAAGAACGUGAAUCGAAGGAAGAACAUAGAAAACGAAAAGAGAAAAAGCGCAGAGAAAAAGAAAGGCGGCUACAAGAGGAGGCUGCCGCUGCAGAACAUAUUAAUGAGAACAGUAUGGAUUAUGCAGAUAUGGGUAAACAACUUGAAGCUAACAUUAAAGAUGAUAGCAUGGAAGAAUUGGUCAUAAAGAGUGAAGUUGAUAGUGGGCAUGAUGCCGCUGAAGAUUCGUUUAGAUUUAGUGAAACAAGUGAAUUUCAUGAUAUCAAAAAAGAGGACAGAAAAGAAGCAAGAGAGAAAAAGAAAAAGCGUAAGAAAAGUAAAGAAGAGAAACAGAAACACCACCACCAUCAUCAUCACGACAAAAAUAAAGUUAAAUCUGAAGUUAAAAAAGAAACAUCUGCGGAAGAAGUUAAAACUGAAGUUGAGGAAAAUAAGUCUCAAAAUCAAAGCUUACCGAAUUUAUUGGACACGACACCUAGUCCACCACAAAACAAAUCAUCGUCAAGUUUAGAUUUCUCAAUAUCGCCUAUACCUAGGGAAAGUCUUAUAAGCCCGAUACCUAAAACACCUACUACGUCGAAAGAGAAAAAACGAGAGAAAUUCCUACCAGGCUUUGGUGGUACUGAGAUCGAUGAAAAAAUUCACGAAAAUGCCGUUAAAUCGAUUUCAGAAUUUGAAACACCAGUAGAAGUAACCAAAAAGGUUGAAGAACCUAAAACAGAACCGGUUGUGGAAAGCACAGAAGACAAGCCUCGUGUUGUAAUAUCACAAGAAGAAACCGAGGAUGCAGUCGCAGCUCUUCUAGGAGAGAGUUUUGGAGGCGGACAAUUUGAAGAGUGCUACAAUGAAGACGAUAUAAAUACGACUAACGAGCAAUCUUCGAAUCUCGCCGACGACAACAUUGUGCAAGAUGAUGAAGAAAUGAGACAAGCUGUGCAAAGUUUGAGCGCGGCUGAUAUCGAUGUGAAGCCUGAAACUCCACAAAGCGAACACGAAUUGCAGAUCGAUACUGAUACAGAAGAACAAGAAGAGACGACGGUACGAUUUGAACAACCACCGAAGACACCCGAAAUUACGGAACCAGCACCCACACCAAAGACACCCGAAAUAUCAAAUUACUACGCUGGUGAAGAGCAGAAAGUCGUUGUUAAGGCGACACCCAAUAUUGGAAGUCCACCAUCUCUUACGCCUAUUAAACCACAGGCACCAGUUCCUAGUGAAAUUAAGAAACCAGAAGAACCGAAAACUGCUUCUUUAAGCUUGCCCAUUCUGCCCGAUCAAUCUCGGUCAGUAAUUUCGCAAGCUUGGAAUAUAGAAAGAAAAGAACCACCGAAACCGGAAUCUCCAAAAGUAACAUCAACAACGCCACCUGUAACACCAACACAAACUAAAGUCACUGCCGUUUCUUUAAGAACAUACGGAAGUCCUCCAGUUGUUAAAAUAUCUGAACCAACUUAUCCUCCACUGGCCGCUUUAACAAAGCAAGAACACCCUCAGAUUUCAACGGUUCCGGAACAGAUUAAGUUACAAACUUAUCCGGUCUUACAACCAAAUCAAAAAUCGAUCCAUAAUAUACAAGUUUGUACACCAAUAACUCAGAAGAACUUGCCUAGUAGUUCCGCCGACUCUCCCGUUUCGAUGCCGACGAAGUUGGCUACCAGUACCAACCUUUCUCUCAGUAGAUUACCAAUAACACCCAUCAUGGUCUCAAAGCCUCUGCAAGCUACCACUGUACUGUUACCGCAAGCGAAGAUCGCUCACAGUUUAGAACCACCAGUUUUGGUUUCAACUUCUGACCCGAGACCACCACAAGAACGACCGAGAAUGGUCUUUCAGACCGCUCCAAAUGCUACAUCUCAUUUUACUAAUAUUGUACAGAGUCAGCCCAGAAUGGUGGUUCAAGCUAAUGUUGCUGUCAGUCGAUCUUUGCCACCUCAAGGUUUACUAGUACCCGCAAGACAGCUACCACCUACUUCUUACAGUUACUUGGGUAACAUACCAGCAACAAAUUACGGUUUGACUCCUACAGUAACUAAAGAUAAUAUGCUAGCACAAUCCGACAAAAACGACGGUAAAAUUGUGUCUACAACACAAAAUAAUGUUAAACAAACAAUCAUCAUGUCGACUCAUUCGCAUCUGAGUCAAAGUAACACCGUAAACACUUCAAAACCGUUCAUGCCGGUAAUUAAAGAAACACCACCAAAAUUAGUUAGUAUACCCGAAGUUCGAGUGUCGCAGCCUACAAUCAUUCAACAAACGACCAAACCGCAAUCUCACGUUCCAGAAAACGUUCCUAAAGAAGUUGAGAAAGUGGAACCAGAUCAAUUGAAAGUUUCAGUGGACGUUACAAGAACGUCUACUCCCAGUCCAGUAAUAGUACAAACACCUCCAAAAGAACCAGAGAAGAAACCAGAAACUCUUCCACCUACACCACCACCCUCACAAAAUGAAGAACCACUCAAACAACUAGCUAUCGAGAAAGUUACAGAAGAAUUAAAUCUUACUCUAAAGAAAGAAGUGGUAGAGGUUAAAGAGGAAAAGCCUGAAAUUAAAGAAGAACCUAAAACGGAAAAUGUCGAACAGCCUUCUAAAGAAGUUAAAACGGAAACUGAAGAACCAAAGUUGGAGACUAUUAAACAAAAUCCAACUGAGUCUGGUUCUCAACCUGUCAAAGAAACCGAUGAAGAAAAAGCUGAUACUGAAAGCGUACUAAGCGAUAUUAGCAAAGAACGUUCUAGCGCCGAUAUUUUAACAUCAAAAGAUGAUCCCUUGGACAACAAGGAAGAUAGUGAUUAUUGGUCAGCUAAAGAAGUGAACAUCGACUCUGUUAUCAAAACUCUAUGUUCCGCGGACGAAUUAUCCGAUCACAGUAGCGAAACUGGUAAAGACGAAUGGUUGGACGAUAGUAAGGGUGAAGAUAUCAAAUCCGAAGAUUCUCCGAAAAAGGAAGAAGUGUGUGACGAAAUGACGGAGAACUUUGAUGAAACACAUGAAAAUGAUGAGAAAGAGACAACUCCUCGUAGUGGAGGUCGUCGUGGAGGGAGAGCUCGAGGCCGUAAAACACGCACCGGAUCUGAUAGAAGUGGCAUUCAAACUCGACGUGGCGGCAAAGUUGCUAAAGAACCAGUGACUCCAUCCAAACGCGGAGGACGUGGUGGAGGCAGGCAGAAAGGAGAACGGAAAUUGUCAAAAUCUGAAUCUGAGAUCACGUCUGAUGUAUACGAAUUCCGUGACGAUUCAGAUGAAAAUAAUGCAAAUAAAGAAAGACCUAGAUUAAUAUUGACUAUUAAAUCUCCAGCUGCUGUAAAUCCUCAACCAGUGGUCAAAGAAGUCGUAAAAGAAGUGAUUAAAGAACCGUCACCGAAACCGACCGAAACCAAAGAAGAAUUCUUAUCACCUGUUGCCAAUACAAGAAAAUCUAGGCGGCUACAGGAGCGCGACGUAUUGCGCAAUACUGUUGAUGAUACUAUCGAAGACGUUGUUCGAAAUACUGUGAUGGUGACGAGGUCAUCAACCAAUCAAACCGCUAGGCGCUCAGCCAGACAAGCUGCGGCGCAUAAAGUACUUCCUGAAACUCCUAGAAAGUCACCCAGAGGAAAUAGAAAGAAAGAUCGAAGAACGUCAGAUCCAUCUGAAGAUUCGUCAGAGGAAAAGUCUAAGAUUGAAGUUGAAACGAAAGCAGAAUCCGACAGUGUUGAGGCUGAAAAACCCAAAGAAAUUGAAAAGGAAGAACCCAAAGUAGAGGUGAAAGAGAAACCGCAUGAAGGCUUGAAGGUGAAGAUGUUGCGCAGAGUGAAAGGUGAUAUGGCUCAAGAAGCAACUAAUUUAAUUGAUCCUGUUACUGGAUUGUUGACACCUAUGAGGGAAUGUGAAGAGGGAAGGUAUAUUCCAUUGCCCAAAACAAACGAAAAUCAGCAGAAGAGCGCCAUAGUUGCACCCCAGCAGCAGGCUCAAUCCGUGUUUCAACAACAGCAUCAAAAGCAACCGCAGCAGCCACCUGUACAGUCACCACUGCAACAACAGAAACCCAAGCCCCAAAGCCUAAAAGCGCACGUUCUGUCAUCUCAAGCAGCCAAAGCUGUCGUUUCUCAACAGAUGCCCUUACAACCUCAACAACAACAGCCGCAACCUCAGCAGCUGCAACAACAUCCUCCACAGCAGCAACCUCAGACGUUGCCAGUGAAGAAGAGUACCAUCAUAGUCAGUCAACCUAUUCCCAUUCAACAACCGACGGUGGUUUCUAAAUCCAGUACCCCUUUGAGUCAAGCGUUGAACGUCAACGUUUCGAUGGCUACUUAUUCAAUACCGCACGCUUCACCACGGUCAGGCGUGCCAAUGAGCGUCUCAAAUAAGGGUAUGCCGGGCACUAAGCCUCCUAUGUUGUCCCCAGGGCAAAUGGCCGCUCUGUCGUCUCAACAGAAACAACUGUUGCAAGUCAACAAACAGCAAACCUCGACUAUUGUUACCAAGUCGCCAAUGGUUAACCCGAUUAUGACCAAUCAAACUCAGAUCAUCAAUACUCAGGUCGCCCACUUGAAACAGCAACCACAGCCAAUCAAACAGGCUGUUAUUAACAAAGCGAAACCGCCACACAACAUCCAUCAACAGCAAAUACUAACUGCAUCUGUGGCAAGUCCUCCAUUGAACAAAGGACCAAUGCACGGUCUCGUGGCUGGAGUUAGUCAAAAUCGCAUCGUACAAGGACCUCCCCAUCAGAAAGGUGUCAUGGAACCACCCAAAAUCGACGUGCCGCCCAACGUAAUUUUGGGUCCUAGAUCAAACCUCUCACCUCAAGGACAACCGAGACACGUUACCCAAUCAGGGAUGCCUGUACCUACAUAUGAAGCAAGUUUGCAUGGAGACGGGAAUUCGUAUAAUUUUCCUCCACCGGCUCACCAAAAUUCACCAUCACCUCAGGGCGACGCCAUUGCACAUUUUCCUCCGGGAGCUGUUCCAUUACGUUCUCCACACGAUUUGCCACCAGGUCACUAUAUGCAUCCUCAUGUAAUGCCGUAUCCAUACAUGCGACCGCAACCCUAUCAUCUGCCAAGAUCUCCAAUGGUGGGUGGCGGCCUCGAGAAGUCAGGAGACGGACAAGAAGGUGAAGAAGCACCCGACACGUUGCCUCCUUUUGAACUACGUCGACCAGGUUCAGUCGGUUUGGCCCUAACAGGUCGAACAGCAGUUGUUCCCCACAGUCUACACUCACCCCACGACCGGACUACAGAUUCUCCCCAAGUGGGUCAAGUGUACAACAUGCACACGCCUAGGAUGCAGCACUACCAUUCUACAGGCCCAGGCCCAUUCUACGAACAGACAGCUGAACCACCUCCAGCUCAUCGUUCUUUAACUAGUCAUGGAUCUCUGACAGCCUUGGCUAACGACAGAUCCAUUUCUCAUAUGGCUGCCUUAGGAGCACCGGAACGACCCAUGAGUGGCCAUACGCAGCCUGACAGGCCUUUAAGUAGUCACUCGGCCUUGUCGGCCCACAUAGGCAGUUUGGGUACUUCCGAAAGACCCAUAUCCACCCAUUUGCCAGAUAGGCCUCUGUCGAAUCACGGUUUGGCGAUUGGAGCAGGUUUAGGAGCUGCAGGUAACCUAAUGGGAGCCGUCGCGAGACAUAUGGGCGUUGAUGCUCCAACUAGUCAAAGGGGGCUGCAAGCGGCUACGCCUCCUCACGCCAGUCAGGUUCCAGCACAAGCUGAAAGUCUUUUCACGCUUCUGAAGCAAUAUCCAUGUAUGUGGCAAGGUCUCUUAGCACUAAAGAAUGAUCAAGCCGCUGUGCAGAUGUACUUCGUUUCUGGAAAUGAUUCGGUGGCUAAAUGUAGCUUGCCGAAGAACACUGAUGGAUCGACACCGCCUCUACGAAUAUUUCAGCGUAUGAGAUUAGAACCACCUCAAGUGGAAGGAGUUGCAAGAAAAAUGCAGAUGGAAAACGAACACUGCAUGCUGUUGGCAUUACCGUGUGGACACGAUCAUGUGGAUGUACUUAAACAAUCAACAAACUUGACCAGCGGUUUCAUCACUUACCUACAACAAAAACAAGCUGCCGGUAUUGUGAACGUUGCCGCUCCUGGAACUACUCAACCUCCGGCUUACGUCGUGCAUAUUUUCCCUUCGUGCGACUUCGUUAAUGAAAAUCUGCGUAGGAUAGCACCGAAUCUGCUCGAAAGAGUGGCAGACAUCGCCCAUUUACUUAUUGUCAUAACUACGGUGUGAUAGCAUAAUUUCAUCGAUGUGACUGUUGCAUACCUAUAUUUGAAUAUUUCAUUUUCAACUACACUUUAACACUUUAGAACAUGAUAUUGACUGGAUUUGACUAAUAACCACAAUGUGUGUCUUACUCUCACCAAUUGUUUUGGUAAAAUCUCGAAAUGUGGACGUUAUCCAAAUGGAAUUACUUAAAAAUAUAUUUAAAAGUUUCACUGUGAUUUCUUGACAAACGUUAUUUACUAUUAUUAAAAAUAAAAUAUAAAAAGCUAAAAAUAACUUACUACCUAUUUAAGAAGAUCUCAUAUUGAACUUAGUUAUGUAUACAUUUUUCUUGUUUAAAAGAUCUUUUAUUUUCGUAAAUCUGUGAACUGUACUUUCGAAAUAUAUUUACAAUAUUUGUAAGUAUAUUGCGAACGUUGACCGUUAAUUUAAUUUUAAACUUUGGGAUUUUGGUGCUUGGAAUAUUUUUUUUUAUUUUUGGUCUCAUUAACAUACUCGAUUCAGUAUGUUAAUGAGAUCCCCUUGUUUUGAUACUUUCUACCUAUGAACAGAGUGUUUAUAUUAUUUCGUUUUUCUUUGUUGUUUUUUUUUUUUUUGGCUUUAUUUCGUAGAAAGUAUGAAAAUGAUUUGUUUGCAGCGCAAUCUCAAAGUUUUUUGUUGCGGCUUCAGCAAAGCUGUACAUUUCAAAUUAAACGUUACCCGUUUGUAGUUUGAAAAUAUGGCUAAUAUAAAUAAUAAAAAGGUAUAUAGACAUAAUAUAUAAAUAUGUAGCAUAUAUGAUUAAAUGAAAAAUCAAUCAUUUUUUAAAUUACGAUGUAAUAUAUAUGUGAAUAUAGUUUAAUUUGUUAUUUUAAGCUUAUUUUGAGUUAUCGUUAAGAUGUUCUGUACAGUGUACUUUAGGCUGUAAGUAUAAGUUAGCCAGCGUUACAAAAUGAUAAUAUAGGGAACAUUGUGAUGUCUAUAUAUUACUGUAAAUUUUGUACAUAAACUGUGUAUUGUGAGUAUACAUUAUUAUAACUAUUACAACAA
Zophobas morio is the source of this 13914-nucleotide messenger RNA. Its product is annotated as protein split ends-like. The coding region runs from base 292 to 12891 and encodes 4199 amino acids. Gene Ontology annotation, biological process: regulation of transcription by RNA polymerase II. The transcript has 15 exons. NCBI's taxonomy places the organism in Eukaryota, Metazoa, Arthropoda, Insecta, Coleoptera, Tenebrionidae. The record is from RefSeq and is a predicted model, not a curated record. Gene Ontology annotation, cellular component: nucleus. Gene Ontology annotation, molecular function: mRNA binding.